This is a messenger RNA of Argentina anserina (silverweed cinquefoil), 1320 nucleotides long. Its product is annotated as protein ABSCISIC ACID-INSENSITIVE 5. The transcript has 4 exons. Gene Ontology annotation, biological process: positive regulation of DNA-templated transcription. The annotation marks the transcript as partial. Lineage: Eukaryota; Viridiplantae; Streptophyta; Magnoliopsida; Rosales; Rosaceae. Gene Ontology annotation, molecular function: DNA-binding transcription factor activity. Gene Ontology annotation, cellular component: nucleus. The record is from RefSeq and is a predicted model, not a curated record.
ACAGGAAUGGGUGGUGUCUCAGAGUCUGAAAUGAUGUCCCACAGCAGAGAGGAUUCGCCAUUGCAGUCUGACCAACAUGGCAAUAAGAACAACCAACUAUUCACGUCCUUAGGAAGACAGUCUUCCAUAUACUCUCUCACUCUCGAUGAGUUCCAACAUGCUCUAUGUGAGAACGGCAAAAAUUUCGGGUCUAUGAACAUGGAUGAAUUCCUCAACAGCAUUUGGACAGCUGAAGAAAAUCAAGCUAUCAACUCCACCCACCACAACCACAGUAAUAACAUCGAUGCAAACCGCCUUAACAACAUAAGCAAUAGCAAUGUUCAGCACCUCUCUUUAAGUGAGAUCAGUACGGAAAAAAAGGGCAUGAUUGCCAAGCAGCCAAGCUUGGCACGUCAGGGUUCACUCACACUUCCCCCACCAUUAUGCAGGAAGACGGUGGAUGAAGUUUGGUCUGAAAUUCAUAAGGGGCAGAAGGCACAAGCUCAGCAACAACAGAACAGUAACCACAACAAGAGCAAUGAUGGUGCUCAAAAUUCCGAGUAUGCCGUUCGCCAACCCACAUUUGGGGAGAUAACGUUAGAGGAUUUUUUAGUAAAAGCCGGGGUGGUUCGUGAACCAGAUUCACUGUUAGUGUCUUCCCUUCCUCCUCAAUCUCAACAGCAACAGUAUGGCAUGGUGGGGCAAAGUUUUAUGAUGGGAAUGGGUGCAAAUGCUAAUGCUAACACUUGUACUACUCCUGUCCUUCCCAAUUACCAAACCAUCCCUCAGAGUGGUGGCGCGGUCGGAGAGUCAUCCGGGUAUGCCACAAAUGGCAAGAGGAAUGGGGCAUUCCCUCCACCACCGUCACAGGGAGUUUGUUUUAGUGGGAGAAUGGUGAAUGGUGGCAGCGGCUAUGCCCCUACACAGCCAAUUGGGAUGGCUACUCCUGUGAGUCCAGUGUCAUCUGAUGAGAUGUGUGCGAAUCAGAUCGAUAACUCGGGGGGCCAAUAUGGCAUGGAUAUGGGUGCACUGAGGGGAAGAAAGAGAAUUGUAGAUGGUCCAGUGGAGAAGGUGGUGGAGAGGAGGCAGAGAAGGAUGAUCAAGAAUAGAGAGUCUGCCGCAAGGUCUAGAGCAAGGAAACAGGCAUACACAGUUGAAUUGGAGGCAGAACUAAACCAACUAAGAGAAGAGAACGCGAACCUUAAACAGGCACUGGCUGAGCUUGAGAUGAAACGGAAGCAGCAGUACUGUGAGGAAGUGAGAAAAAGAGCUCAAAGCAGGGCGCAGAAAGCCAUGGAGAAGCUGUGGAUGCUAAAGAGGAGUCACAGUUGCGCUGUGUGA